AUGGCUACCGAACUGACCGUCCAGAGCGAGCGUGCUUUCCAGAAGCAGCCGCAUAUCUUUCUCAACAGCAAGACCAAGGUCAAGUCCGCCCGUCCGGGUAAGGGUGGCCGGAGAUGGUACAAGGACGUUGGCCUGGGUUUCCGUACCCCCAAGACUGCCAUUGAGGGCCAGUACAUCGACAAGAAGUGCCCCUUCACCGGCCUCGUCUCGAUCCGUGGCCGUAUCCUGACCGGCACCGUCGUGUCGACCAAGAUGCACCGCACCAUCAUCAUCCGCCGCGAGUACCUCCACUACAUCCCCAAGUACAACCGGUACGAGAAGCGCCACAAGAACCUCGCUGCGCACGUGUCGCCGGCGUUCCGUGUUGAGGAGGGUGACCAGGUCACCGUUGGCCAGUGCAGGCCCCUGAGCAAGACUGUGCGUUUCAACGUUCUCCGUGUGCUUCCCCGGACCGGCAAGGCGGUCAAGAAGUUCAGCAAGUUCUAA
Messenger RNA from Dichotomopilus funicola, 486 nucleotides. Its product is annotated as ribosomal protein S17-domain-containing protein. The coding region runs from base 1 to 486 and encodes 161 amino acids. The transcript is spliced from 4 exons. NCBI's taxonomy places the organism in Eukaryota, Fungi, Ascomycota, Sordariomycetes, Sordariales, Chaetomiaceae. Gene Ontology annotation, cellular component: cytosolic small ribosomal subunit; ribosome. Gene Ontology annotation, biological process: translation. The record is from RefSeq and is a predicted model, not a curated record. Gene Ontology annotation, molecular function: structural constituent of ribosome.